AUGCUUGGUUCCGUUCGUCGAGGCAACGUCCUCGCACGUACUCUACGAACAUGCAUUGCGCGGCCGGUUAGAAUACAGGCAGGCAUUCAGCAGCCGAUAAACACAUUCCGGGUAGCUCAACAACAGUCUAUCCUGCCGACGAGAAGUUUCCAUGCGUAUCCAGCCCUUAGAUCUUCUCAAGCAGCCAGCGCAGUUAAGGAAGCUGAAGAAGCACCCUGCGAGCUCACUCAGUUUUCUGAACUGGCCUCCAAUGGAUUGAUCAGCGAUAAUGUCAUUCGCGUCAUUACGAAUCAAAUGAAUAUUACGACCAUGACAGAUGUACAGAGGAUGACCAUCAAUGCUACGCUAAAUGGUUCUGAUGUCCUCGCCCAAGCGAAGACCGGUACCGGUAAAACGCUAGCUUUCCUUCUUCCGGUUGUUCAGAAUAUCCUCAAAGAUCAGCAACUCGCUCAGCGCCCAAGAUUCUCUCACAACCAGACCGACGCUUCAGACAUCCGCGCGAUUAUCAUUUCCCCCACCCGCGAACUUGCCGAACAGAUUGCUGUUGAAGCGAAGAAAAUUGUAUCAAACACUAGCAUCAUUGUCCAAACAGCUGUGGGAGGUACAAGGAAGCGUGAAGGUUUGAUGCGGAUUCAGCGCGAUGGAUGCCAUAUCCUCGUUGGCACUCCGGGCCGCCUUAUCGACAUCUUCUCUGACCCCAACAGCGGUGUCUCUGCCCCAAAACUGAGUGCAUUGGUGCUUGAUGAAGCGGAUCGUCUUCUUGAUAUUGGCUUUGCUCCUGACAUCCAAGAGCUUCAAACCUAUCUGCCCCGUCGUCGAGAAGUUGACCGACAAACUCUUAUGUUUUCCGCCACGGUUCCGCGGGAGGUGAUGUCCAUGGUUCGUCAGACAAUGAAACGCGAUUUCACUUUUGUCAAAACCGUUCAAGAGGAUGAAACUCCAACCCACCUGGCCGUUCCUCAAAAACACGUUGUCCUCCGAGGCAUGGAAAACCAGCUCCCAGCCAUUCUAGAAUUAGCGAAACAAGGCAUCGAGAAACAUGAACAAGAUCCGGAUAAUAAUAUGCCGUUCAAAGCGAUCGUCUAUUUCAAUUCUACCGCCGAGGUGACAUUGGCGAAGCAAGCCUUUGCGGCAAUGAGGUCGAAUACCUCUACACACUCGUCGCAUCCCCUCCCUGAUACCCCGUCCUAUGAAAUGCAUUCUCGCCUGUCUCAAGAGCAGAGGACAAGAUUUUCAACCAUGUUCCGCAAAUCCAAGUCUGCCAUUCUUUUCUCUUCUGACGUUACUGCGCGUGGAAUGGACUUCCCUGACGUCACCCAUGUGAUCCAGAUGGGAAUCCCGCGAGACAGGGAAACAUAUAUUCACCGCCUUGGACGGACAGCUCGUGCCAACAAGAAGGGAGAGGGUUGGCUAUUCACUUUGGAUCUAGAGAUCGGAAACCUUAGGCGAACUCUGGGAGGUCUCCCAAUCCAAUCUGACAGUCACAGCCUUCUCACUGCAACAGCUGACAUGUCAACGGACAUUGGUCACCCACCCCAUGUGUCUGACAUUUUCUCUAAAGUGAAAGAUGGCUUCAGAAUGGUUCCGAUGAAGGACAAGUCUACCGCCUAUGGCGCAUAUCUGGGCGUAAUGAGCAACACAAGAGAUAAAUUCGAGGUUGUUCGCUACAUCAAUCAACUUUCGGCUCACGCCUGGGGCUUGAAAGAACCCCCAUUUUUCUCGGCCUCGCUCGCUCACAAAAUUGGAUACAAAGGCGUUCCGGGUCUGAAUACUAGGAACGACAAUCGCGAAGAUGACGACUCUCGCGAAUCUUCGGGGUCUCGCGGCUCCUAUGGCUCCAUUAAUUCCUACGGUUCUCGUGGCUUUGCUCCUCGCGAUCCUUAUGCUUCCCGUAUGUCUUACGGCUCUCGCCCCUCUAGUGACCGGGGCGGCCGGGGUGGCCGGGGUGGCUGGGGUGGCCGGGGCGGCCGGGAUGGCUUUAAUGACGGCGGCAAUCGAGGUUCCCGUAAUUCCAACCGCACAUUUGGAGACGGGCGUGAAUAUAACAAUAACAGACAAAUCCGUAGCAAUCCUUUCGACUUUGACUUGUAA
Molecule: messenger RNA, 2091 nt
Organism: Blastomyces dermatitidis ER-3
Lineage: Eukaryota; Fungi; Ascomycota; Eurotiomycetes; Onygenales; Ajellomycetaceae
Product: DEAD box RNA helicase HelA
Exons: 2
Coding region: 1-2091 (696 amino acids)
Cellular component (GO): mitochondrion
Molecular function (GO): ATP binding; nucleic acid binding
Source: RefSeq, a predicted model, not a curated record